AUGUUCCAGCACUGGUUUCUCAGAGAAGAAAGUAAGCGCAAAGCAGGCCAGAAAGACGAUGCUCAGAGUCUGCUCAAGAAUUUAGAGUCUCAUGUACAGGAUCCCUCGGAAACUGGCUCCCUGUCCAGGAGGAGGAGGAGAGAAGCCCAGAUGUCAAAGGAGGAGGCUGUGGACGAAUGUGACCCAGCUUUCAACAGCAACAUCACAGCAUUUGCUCUGAAGGCAAAAGUCAUCUAUCCCAUCAAUCAGAAGUUCCGGCCCCUGGCCGAUGGUUCCUCCAAUCCUUCCCUGCAUGAAAACUUAAAACAGGCUGUCUUGCCAAACCAGCCAGUGGAGGCUUCCCCCUCCAGCAGCCUGGGGAGCCUGAGCCAGGCCGAGAAGGAGGACUGCAGCUCCUCGUCCAGCAUCCACUCGGCCACCAGCUAUGACAGGUUCCUGAGUCGCACCUUCGUCCGGGCCAACAGCUUCCCCGAGGCGCUGAUCUGUGAGAGUGUGGACCUUGACUUGUGUAUCUAUAACCUUCACUUAAAAGAUCUGCUGCAUCUGGACACGGCGCUGAGGCGGGAGAAGCACAUGAUGUUUAUUCAGAUUUUAAAAAUGUGCCUCCUUGAUCUUCUUCCUAAAAAGAAGUCUGAUGAUGAAUUAUACCAGAGGAUUCUUUCAAAGCAAGAAAAUGACUUGGAGGAAUUAGAAAAGGGACUUCAGGUCAAACUGUCAAACACGGAAAUGUUGGGGGCUGGUGAUUCUGAAUACAUCACUCUGGCAGAUGUGGAAAAGAAGGAGCGAGAAUACUCUGAGCAGCUAAUAGAUAAUAUGGAAGCUUUCUGGAAACAGAUGGAAAACAUCCAGCACUUUCUUAUGGACCAAUUUAAGUGUUCCAGCUCCAAAGCCCAACAGCUCAUGAUGAUGCUCACAGAAAGAAUGAUUGCAGCCGAAGGGUUAUUGCGUGAUUCUCAGGAUUUGCAGGCUCUGGUAUGCUGAAGGGGGCAGGGAAGGAACCUGAAGAUACUCACACUAGGGAUGUGGAAUCCAGAAGCUUGAUGCGCCGUAGAGAUCAAGUCGAACACCUUUAAAUUGUAGAUG
Messenger RNA from Leptonychotes weddellii (Weddell seal), 1083 nucleotides. NCBI's taxonomy places the organism in Eukaryota, Metazoa, Chordata, Mammalia, Carnivora, Phocidae. The record is from RefSeq and is a predicted model, not a curated record.